AUGCACAACAACGAAACUCAAGUUGGACAUCCGCCAAGCAAUGCUUCUAGCACUUGGACACUUGCCUCAGCCAAUUCGGUCCAUGACGAGGAAGGAGUUCAGCUGCUCGAACAACAUUUGACUCUUCUUCGGAAGCCACCAAGUCAAUAUACACUUCCGGAGAUAACAACCACUCCGAUAUUCGUCAUGCCGAUCUUGAGAUACGCAGAAACACUGCUAUCUCCUGACGAUCCAAGACCAUUUCCCCAAUAUGGUCUGUUGGGAGGCUUGUCUGAAGUCUUGGAGGCUCAAGAAGAGAGUGGAGCGUUUCACUCCCCGGAUCCAAGAAUUCUAUUCAACGUUGCUUCUCCUUCGAGUACGUUUAUUUGCGGCUCUCAGGGGUCCGGAAAGAGCCACACUCUUUCAUGUCUUCUAGAGAACUGUUUGAGCAACUCUAGAGCAGGAAGGCUUCCGAGCCCACUGACUGGUCUGGUGUUUCAUUAUGACACAUUCAUUUCUGAUCAUGGAGGCUCGCCAUGCGAGGCUGCUUUCUUGACUUCAGAUCCAGAGAUCAAAGUAAAAGUGCUUUGCUCUCCUACGAAUCUCAGCACUAUUCGAAACACAUACAGACAUCUCAAUGUCGUAGUCGAGCCUCUGCAAAUCAAGGAGUCAGACUUGAAUACGAAAAGAAUGCUCGAACUGAUGGCCGUGAAGAGUGGAGAGCAAGUACCUCUCUACAUCCACACCAUCUACCGCAUUUUGCGGGAGAUGCGUAUUAUGCAGCAAGAAUGCGGGACCCAGUUCAAUUAUCGCGAAUUCAAGAGUCAAGUCACAGAGAGUGGGUUGGCUCCUGGCCAGAUCAUUCCAUUGCAACAGCGUCUUGAUGCCUUGGAGAGCUUCAUGCCCAAGACACAAGUCUACUUGGGUAAAAAGGGGAAGAACAAGUCUUUGCUUACAGUGGAGCAUGAUUGGAGUUCGAAACCUGGUCAUCUCACUAUCGUCGACCUAUCCUGCCCCUGCGUGACACCUGAGACUGCAUGCUCGCUGUUCAAUAUUUGCUUGAGCUUAUUCGUCGAGCAAAGCAUGGAUCUGGGUCGUGUCAUUGCUCUUGAUGAGGCACACAAGUUCAUGGACGCCUCUCCAGAGGCUCUGACACUCACCAAUACCUUACUAUCAGUGAUCCGACUACAGCGUCACCUUGGUGCACGCAUUGUCAUCUCAACCCAGGAGCCAACAAUCUCUCCACUGUUACUCGAUUUAUGCUCUACCACCAUUGUUCAUCGCUUUACCUCGCCAGGCUGGAUGCAUGCCAUCAGGAGCCACUUGGCAGGUGGCACGGAACAGGAACCGGAGAAUGAAACCGGAGGAGAUUCAAGCUCGUAUGAGAAAGUCCAGAAGGGUAAAACCUCAAAGAUCUUCGAUGAGAUUGUCAAAUUGCGUGUCGGACAUGCGCUCCUCUUUUGCCCAGCUGCAAUGAUAGGUUUGACUCGGAAAAACGAUGGAGAGACAGAGACGGAGAGGCUGGGGUCUGGCUACCUGAAGAUCAGAAUCAGGAACAGGUUGACGACAGAUGGGGGCAGGAGUGUGAUGGCUACUUGA
Cadophora gregata is the source of this 1578-nucleotide messenger RNA. RefSeq lists its product as uncharacterized. The coding region runs from base 1 to 1578 and encodes 525 amino acids. NCBI's taxonomy places the organism in Eukaryota, Fungi, Ascomycota, Leotiomycetes, Helotiales, Ploettnerulaceae. The transcript is spliced from 4 exons. The record is from RefSeq and is a predicted model, not a curated record.